AUGUUUCAGUUGGCACGAUAUUCGAGAUCACAGUAUAUUUUCAGCAUCCUUAUGAGUAGUUCCCUUUAUGAAACCGGGAGGGAAGAUAAAUCCGAUGGCGUGGAGCCGUGUAAUACCACGGAUGGCUCCGAUCCCGGCUAUUUGAAAUCAAUGAGUACGUUCAAACUAGCCAGUUUGCUUUGCAAACUCGAAAAACAUACAACACUGUUGGGUGUAAUAAAGUUUAAAACGUUGAAUGUUUCUGAAAACUUUUCGAUAGUCCGCGACCGGUUUAACUAUUCUUGGGGAUCAUCAGAUAAGCGCAUUCUCCAAGUUUCCAUCAACCUUCUGUACUACUUGAAUCCAAAUUGCACGAAACACGACAGUUACACUCAUUUGCAUACCAAUUA
Opisthorchis viverrini is the source of this 389-nucleotide messenger RNA. RefSeq lists its product as hypothetical. The annotation marks the transcript as partial. The record is from RefSeq and is a predicted model, not a curated record. The transcript is spliced from 3 exons. NCBI's taxonomy places the organism in Eukaryota, Metazoa, Platyhelminthes, Trematoda, Opisthorchiida, Opisthorchiidae.